Molecule: messenger RNA, 5430 nt
Organism: Asterias rubens (European starfish)
Lineage: Eukaryota; Metazoa; Echinodermata; Asteroidea; Forcipulatida; Asteriidae
Product: neurexin-4-like
Exons: 23
Coding region: 24-3884 (1286 amino acids)
Molecular function (GO): calcium ion binding
Source: RefSeq, a predicted model, not a curated record
UAUUGCACGGCGUGUGCAGGAAAAUGGGCUACCAAAUACCACUCGUUUUAGCCUGGAUUUUCACUAUUUCGGUGAAAUUUUGCACUGCAGAUAUAGAUGCCAACUGCCGGCUACCCCUAGGUAUGGAGUCAGGAGCCAUUCUUGAUGGUCAGAUUUCAGCGACAUCAUGGAUUCAUGUUCUUGAAGGCCCAAGGUAUGCCAGACUACACAACAGAGAUGGUGGUGGAGGGUGGACAGCGGGCACCAGUGACCUAGAGCAGUAUCUUACCAUCGACCUAGGGAGCGUUGCAGAGGUUACCGGUGUGGCCACGCAGGGUCGAUACAACACAGACAACUACGUUCAGGAAUACAGGGUGAUGCUAAGCACAAACGGCAAGGAUUGGACAACUUAUAGUGACGAUCAAGUGAACGAUAAGAUGUUUGAAGGCAACACAGACGGCAACCUCGCCAAGAAGAAUGAGUUUACGAGGAACAUUGAAGCCCGGUACGUCCGCUUCAACCCCACCUUGUUCAUCGGAGCGCCCGCAAUGCGCGUGGAGGUUUAUGGGUGUCUUAAGGAUACCGCCUCCUUCGAUGGGAAUACCUACAUCAAAUACGACGUCAGUAACCCGGAUAAUCACAUCCAAUCCUACGACGGGUUGUUCCAAGCGCGCAUCAGGACGACACAACCGGACGGAGUCCUGCUGGCGGGGGUCAGUAAACAGUCGGACUACCUCUUCAUCCAGAUGAAGGGAGGCAAGAUCCUAGUGAGCAUUAAUCUCGGUGACAGUCCCAAUAUGCCGGAUUCUGGCAUGACAGAGUUAGAAGGCGGAAGUCUUCUGGAUGACAACCAGUGGCAUCUCAUCGAGUACAAACGCCAAAGGCAGACUGUGGAACUUAUUGUUGAUGGGGUGGCCGUAGCAACCAGAACCAACGGGCUGUUCUCUCGACUAGACCUGGACAAAAUGGUGACCAUCGGCGGAGCUCCCAUGCAGCACAAGGGUCUCGUUGUCAGACAGUACUUCAGGGGCUGUAUGCAGCAUGCCCUUCUCAGUAACAGCGUGCUCCCGUCGAGCCUAGGCACUGCCCUCAACUUUAUCAUGAGCACGACGGACAAGACGAUGACCACAAUCAGCGUGGAGGGAAAUCUGGUAUACUCCUGCAGCGGGGACACGACUGUACCAGCUACAUUCCCCACUAAGAGCUCGUACUUAAAGUGGAGGGGCCCUAAUAGUAUCCAAAACUACACCAUCUCCUUGAAGUUCCGUACUUUUGGUGCGGACGGUCUGUUCAUCAGCAACCCACAAGAGUCUGUCAGUGGAGGCUACAUCAACGUUGGACUAAUUGACGGAACGCCGUUUGUCGUCAUGAAGACCGGGUCAAACCCGGCAACAUCACUACCAGGAGAGGGUUCUGAUCUGAAUGAUGGGAAGUGGCACAGCAUCCGGCUAGAGAUGACCAACAACAUCUUCAAGUGGACUGUGGACGGAGAAACGGGAAUCAUUCAACGAGACUUCUCCCUGCGCACCGGUGAAGACUACUUCAUAGGCGGAGCCAGUGACAGCUCACAGACGGGAGACAUGCCAGGUUUCCGUGGUUGCAUGAAAGACGUGUACCUGGGCAACACCAAGGUUGACUUUAUGUCUGUCCUGACAGGCACCAUGCCAUCCGGCGCAAUCAACGAAGGGGUGGAUAUUGACACGUGUAGUCUGGUAGACUGGUGCUCACCCAACCCUUGUGCUAACGGUGGUACAUGUGAGACUGACUGGGAUACGUUUACGUGUAAAUGUAUCGGGACUGGCUAUACAGGCACCACAUGCUCAGUCUCUCAGCAUGGAAGCUUCUGCCAGUACGAAGGAACAAUGAGCAUAGACCCAGACGGUAGUGGACCGAUUCCUCCAGUCAUGGUAGAUUGUGAAAAACAAGAUGAUGAGAUCUUCACCCUCAUCCACCAUGACUCAGAAGACAGGGGAGACGUCCCUCCAGGUAGCGUUGCUCCGGGCUCUUACUCGAAAGAUAUCGCUUAUGAAGCAUCCCUUGAUCAGAUCAAUGCCAUCAUCCAUAUGGCGGAGUAUUGUGAACAGCAUAUUAAGUAUGAAUGCAACAGGGCUAAACUACUCAACUCACCGAAUGGCGACCCUUAUGGAUGGUGGGUGAGCCACAAUAACCAGAAGAUGGCCUACUGGGGCGGGGCUGCUCCCGGUACAGGAAAGUGUGAAUGUGGACUGUUUGAAACCUGCUACGACCAGAAGAAGUGGUGUAACUGCGACGCAGACAACGCCCCGAACAAAGUAGACGAGGGUCUACUGCGACACAAAGAGUUCCUCCCUGUGAAGCAGCUACGGUUUGGUGAUGUGGACAACAGCGGAGCGUCAGCGAAGUACACGCUGGGACCACUCAAAUGCAGAGGAAAUGCUUACACUCUAAACACGGUGACGUUCCGCACCCGCGAGGCCCACCUCCUGUUCCCCGUUGCCUCGCUGGACGCCAAGGCCAUGGUGGUGUCCCUGGAGUUUAAGACCACUCAGGACUCUGCAGUACUGGCCGCGGCCGAUGGCCGGGAUGAGACGUUUGUCAAGCUGGAGAUGAACACGCCCAAGAUGAUCCGCUUCACACUUGAUUACGGCGCUGGACUUAAAGAGGUGGACUACAACUUGUCAGCGGCAGUCAAUGACGACCAGUGGCAUCAUGUAAUGGUUACCUUGGAUACCAAAGAGGUGACGUUGGCUAUCGACGGUGGAGCCACGGAGACGGUUCAGUACAACAUGGGAAAGCUCAGACUCCGGUUGACUAGUGACUUUUUCAUUGGUUCCUCGACCCUCCAAUCCGAAGGAUUUCUCGGCUGCAUGCGUAGCCUCAUCGUCAACGGCCGUUUCAUCGACAUGGUGGCGGCGAGUAAAACCACACAGCAGGUCGUUGCUGGGUGCUCGGGCAAAUGUGACGACAAGCCGUGCCUGAAUGUCGGUAAAUGCAUCGAGACUUAUGAUGAGAUUACGUGCCAGUGUGAAAUGACGGCAUUCGAGGGGCAGUAUUGCUCUAAAGAAAUUGGCAGCCUGAUGGAGGGGCAGAGUGAGGUCGUUUAUGACGUUCCAGACGUCGAUGUCCAAGACUCCGAGAUGGAUGACAUCACACUGGCUUUCACCACCGAUGCUACCAGAGGGAGGCUGCUCAGAGUAGAGAGCAGCUCUAACGGCGUGUACCAGGAGCUGGCUCUUCAAAAUCCACAGGGUUUCGUGACGUACACCUACAAGCUUGGUGCAGGAGACCCAGAGAUCUUGACGAGUGAGCACAACUUUGCCGACGGUAGACACCAUUACGUGACAGUGAAACGCAACGGCAAUGAGGCAAUCUUAAAGGUGGACGACUAUGUGCCGAUCAGCAAGACGACCUCAGGAGUAGACACCACCUUCCAAGCAGUCAAACUCUACAUCGGUGGCCAAGAGAGCUCACAAUCCUUCAAGGGCUGCAUCUCACGAGUCAAAUUCAACGACAUCUACCCACUGAAGCGCUACUACUCCAAUUCACCCCCUGAUUACGUGACCAGUGCCGGGAGCAUGCAGAAGUCUCGUUGUAGGGUAGAGGAAGAAAUCCCCAACGCGGCGGUACCGGAGAUACCCGUACCACCGACCCAAGCCCCGGUCACUGGGGAUCCUAACCCUCUGCCUCCCGCUAAGCGAGCCCUUGCACCCGGGGAUCAGGCGGCUAUCGCUUUUGUGAUCAUCGUCCUGCUCAUCGCUCUGAUCGUCCUGGUGGUCCUGGUUGUCCGUCACCUUCACCAGCACAAGGGCAUGUACCGCACCAACGAGGCUAAGGGUUCGGACGACGCUGGCGAUGCGGACACGGCAGUCAUGAUGACUGGUGCCAAGCAACUAAAACCAGACAAGAAGAAAGAAUGGUACAUUUAACCCCAGCCCGAUUCCACUUUCGUUUUUUUAAUUUUUUUUAACCGUAGUUAUUUAUUCUUCUUAAUUCGUUUUCACAAGAUUCACCAUGUAUUUUCUCUUGUAUCCUUUUUAAAAAAAAACACCCAUGAUUUUUGUAAUGUUUUUUGUGUUAUCUGAGACUGAUUUUUAAAACUUCAAACUGUUUUACUGUUUUUAAUUUUUAUAGAAUCGGGGACAAAGAUUAAAGCAAUUCUUAAAAUACAAGUCUUUCUGUAUGAUUGGUAAGAUAGCGGUAGUUCUGGUCAAGAAUCUGCCGUACGUAUUUGCAGGGCUUUUAUACAGUCUUAGAGCUGCUAAGCAGAAAGUUUUGGCUAAGUAGUAAAGUUAGGUAUAGAUGGACAAUGCUGGGCCCAAUUUCAUACGGCUGUUCAGUAGAAAGUAUUGCUUCAGCAAGAAGUAGUUUGUAACCAUUCACAAUAGUGUGAUAACACCAGGCAUGGAUGGCUAGUGUGUGAAGUGCUCACCUCUCACCAGAAGUGGCCCUGGUUCGAUGCCUUGCUGAGGCCAUAUGUGAAUAGAGCUGUGCCUUGGUCUUCUCCUUUGCCACAUGGGUUUUUUCUCAGAGCCCUCUGAUUGUGCAUCCUCUGGAAAAUCAAACUGUAUUGAUCGCUGAUUGUGUUCCAUGGUCAUGUGUGGGUUGAUGUGGCUGGCUGCCAAGGGCGCCCUUCGCAUGCCUGCAUCUCAAACUUGUUGUAGCCAGGUCUUUCACAAUUAAGUCUUCAGAUCCAAGCAAGGAUGAUCAGCCUUCCAAAUUAUUUUUAUUUAAUUUUGGAAAGGGAGCUUAAUUUUCUGCUGAGAAAGAUAUUCCAGCGCUUAGCAAAGUUUUUGCUUACCUUUGUGCUUAGCUAAUUCUGUCGCUUAAGCAGCUCUCUCAAAUGGGGCCCCUGGUCAGUAAGGAUAAUUUUGGGAUGGUAACAGAGUGAUACAUCAUUUUAUUCCAGCAAGUUGUUUUCCUGCUAAGCAGUUUUGUAAUAAAUGAGCUUCCGGAAGUUUUCCAUUGAACAGGCUUAAUAAUGAAAAGCAUUCUUGAAAAGUGGUUGGCACUUGAGGGCAGGCCCAAUUUCACAAAAUUCACUAAGCAUAUUAGCAGGGAGCUAAUUAUGAGUAAUAUACAUUACACGGUAUAUUGGCUGGUAGACUGCUUCUGCUCAGCAAGAAUAUUCUGUGCUAAGCAACUUUCUGCUUAACAGCAAUAUGGAAUUAGACCAUGGUCAAUGUACAUUAAACUUUUACAACUUAUCUGGAACCAUAGAAGAGGGGAAAUGUAAACUUUUUUUCAAAACUUAAAAAAAAAAAAAGAUUAGUGCCUAAAUUGGACAAUUUUAAAUAACUUUUAACCCAUAUCUGCUUGACAGGUUACAGUACAUAAAAACACUGCUCCUGACAAAACCGAUGUAACUCUUAUUGCUCCAUUACAAUUAAAGGAUUGUUAAUUGGUUUUACCCAUACACCGAUGUGUGUUAGCACUGUAUACUCCGUACUUUCCUGAUUCCUGUGAAAAAAUAUC